This is a messenger RNA of Cotesia glomerata, 800 nucleotides long. RefSeq lists its product as uncharacterized. The coding region runs from base 184 to 711 and encodes 175 amino acids. Lineage: Eukaryota; Metazoa; Arthropoda; Insecta; Hymenoptera; Braconidae. The transcript has 3 exons. The record is from RefSeq and is a predicted model, not a curated record.
GAAGCAGAAGUAUACCGAUGGUACCUAAGAUGAAAUUUCGCAUUUUUUUGUUUGAGAUAAAAAGAGGAGAUACGUAAGCAGUAUCUGUAUGUAAUAGAUUACAUAUUUUUCUUGAGAAGAAAGGAUUGUGAUCAGAAAAUCUUUUGUCAUAUCGAGUAGAUAUAUAAAUCAAACGUUGUAACAAUGAAAUUAUUACCGUUAUUGAUUUCAGUCGUCUUAAUUGUGGUCAGUCACAUUAAAGAAAUUAUCGGAUUUUACAAUAAAAAUGAUGUCAUCAGAAGUGAAAGUGGAAUUAAAGUUGGUAUUCAUGAAAGAGGUAUAACACUGAAAAAUCCUGGAAUUAUUUCUAGUCGUGAAGGACCUGGAAGGAGUUCAGGCGUACGGCUAGGGGAAAGUAGAAGUAAUGUGACCCGAUACAAGACAGCAGCUAUUAUUCCAACACCACAUACAACCAUUCCACCUUCCCAAUACACUCAUUCCCCCCAGAUAUCGAUGCUGAAUAAUAGCAAUCACAACGUGACUUAUCUUAAGGUCGGAAUGGUGGUACCUUAUAAGUCAUUUGGAGUCCGUGAAUACACAAAAGCUGUCACAUCUGCGAUUAGUACAUUGCAACGAAGCACCAGAGGCCCUCGCCUAGAAAUGUUUCAGCGAUAUGAUAUUCACGUACUCAUAACUAUGAAAGAGCUUACACCUAGUCCAACUGGAAUUUAAUGCUACGACAACUCAUAACGGCAAAUUAAUCCCAUCGAUAGCUGAUCACACAAAAAACUAACUUAAAAAUUUUAAUAAUUAACGUCAUA